This is a messenger RNA of Eupeodes corollae, 4929 nucleotides long. RefSeq names its product GTPase-GDP dissociation stimulator vimar (gene vimar). Gene Ontology annotation, biological process: positive regulation of GTPase activity. Gene Ontology annotation, cellular component: cytosol. The record is from RefSeq and is a predicted model, not a curated record. The transcript has 5 exons. The coding region runs from base 428 to 2332 and encodes 634 amino acids. Gene Ontology annotation, molecular function: guanyl-nucleotide exchange factor activity; protein binding. NCBI's taxonomy places the organism in Eukaryota, Metazoa, Arthropoda, Insecta, Diptera, Syrphidae.
UUCGCCGCGGUCGCCGACCAACGAGCUAUCAUAAAAUUUUUUCCAGUCUCAUUCUCAUCAAAACUCAACUCAACCGAAAGCAAUAAAGUUAAUUUAUUUCUUCAAACUCAAAUGUAGUGUAAAUUAGUUUUUAAACAUAAAUCCUGUAAAAAUCUUUCAAAAGUUCAUAAUUUUCAAUUGAACGUCAAUUUAUUGUGUUUUUCCAUCUUAAUGUCGUGUUUUUCCCAAUUUAUCAAAAGUCGUGUCUCAAGUGUGCACUAAAAAUCUUUUUUCUGUUCACUCUGUUUGGAGAAAAUUCAAUAAGCAAAAGAAAAAUCGGAGAAACUUUUUCCAAAGUACAUAGCAGCUACCCUCUCUCAGUCUCAGUUUCAGUCCUCUUAUUCAAAUUACGAAAUAAUAAACAAAAGUUUAAAAUAAACAUAAAACUAUGGCGAAAGAAAUCGAUGAUCUUAUAGAGAAGCUUAAAUCGACCUCAAUCGACAGUACAACCGAUGUUGAUAAAACUGCCUCACUUCUAACCGAAAUAUCAGCCACAACCGACCCCAAGAGCUUCGAUAAAUUCGAAUUGGCCGAUUCGUUUCUAAGCCUCAUCAAAUCCGAUAAUCAAGUCAUUCAAAAAGAAGCUGCCAAAUGUAUAGCAGAAAUCACCAAAUCCGAACUACAACGAAAGAAGUUCACAAACAAAAAUGUCAUCGAUAUGUUUGUGGACUGCCUGAAGAAUGUCAAUAGCACAUCCAACCUCGAGCUGCCCAUUCAAAUAUGUCGUGCUCUGGGUAAUAUUUGUUUUCUCAAUGACGAAGCACGUGAUAUAAUUUUGAAUACGCGAGGUGAUGAACAUCUUAUAAAUCUCCUCGAUGUUACCACCGAAUCCGACAAGGAAAAUGAAUCGCUAUUUAUUAAAGUCCGGGGAGGUUUGAUUUCGAAUUAUUUGCUUGGAGGGGAGCGUGUGGCCAAACGUGCCAUGGAACUUAAGAUAAUGGAUAAGAUUCAAAAUAUUAUCGAUACGAGUAUUGAACAUGUUGACGGACACGAAGAUCUCUUGAUAAAUACUUUGCCAAUUUUGAGCAUUCUCACAGAAAAUGUUGCCGAUUUAAAUUUUAGUACGCAUUUGAAUACGCAAUUGGCGCGGAUAUUGGCAGCAUCAAAAAAUCCCGAUCUAGCGGAAAUGUGCCUUGAACUUUUGCAUUAUCAAGCGGAGAAUGAUGAUGUUAAGUUGUUGCUGGCGAAGGAUGGUCUCUGUGAGACGAUCUAUAAUCUUUUGGAGAAAUAUAAGAAUUUGGCUAGUACUAGUGAAGCUCGGGCCUUAAUGAAGUUGGCAUGUGAACUUAUUGUUCUUAUAUUAACUGGAGAUGAAUCAAUGCAUUAUCUCUAUUCUACACCUUUGUUGAAAAACAUGGAGGAUUGGUUGGAUUCAGUUGAUAUUGACUUGUUGACUACAGGUGUAUUAGCUUUGGGCAAUUUCGCUCGCACAGAUAGCCACUGCAUUUACAUGGUUGAGAACAAAAUUAUGAAUAAAUUGUUAGAUGUUCUUUCAAAAAAUAACGGUGUAAGUAAUGACGUUCGAUUGCAACAUGCCUUACUUAGUGCAUUGAGAAACUUAGUCAUACCAAAGCCAAAUAAAGGUGCUGUUAUACAAGCAGGUCUUGUGCAAACCAUUUUACCGAUGUUGGAAAUACACCAGCCGCCAGUUGUCUUUAAAUUAUUAGGUACACUUCGUAUGACUGUUGAUGGACAAGAGCCUUUAGCUAUGGAACUUCUCAAAAACAAGACCCUUAUCACUCAAUUAGUUGAAUGGAGUAGAUCAUCAGAUUAUGCCGGAGUUACUGGAGAAUCUCUUCGCCUCUUAGCUUGGCUCGUUAAACAUGCUUAUCUAUCGAAAAUAGCCUACGUCAUGAACAGAGAUGGUGCCGAACCGUCAGGCAGUGCUGUACCACCAAAACCACCAAACAUAGACGAAAGUAGUCUCAAGGCAUUCAUAGAAAUCGAUGGCACUGUUGAAUCGAUGGUAAACAUGUUAACAUCCCAGCAUUUGGUAAUGCAAAAUGAAGCCCUUAUAGCCUUAUGCAUCCUCUCCGUUGUGUACUUAAAUAAAAAACCAGUUGACAGUGAACUAGAUCUGCCAGAAAUGCUCAUAAAAUAUGAACUUGGCAAGAAACUAGGUGAAUUAAUCAAAAAAUCAUCGGAUACAAUGACAAAAGAAAUUGUUGAAAAUCUACAAAAUUUCACAACAUUAUUGAUGACAUCAGAGAAAUUGGUUAGUCAUUUAAAUCAAAACAAUAUAAAUGAAUUGUUGAAAUCAAUUCCACGUUUAACUGAGUAUUGUACGCUAUAAGAAAUAGGUUGGGUGUGGGAGGGGAGUGAAUUUGAGAUUGUUAUAUAAAAAAAGAAAGAAGAACAAAACAAACAGAAAUGAAAGAAGAUGAAAUUUUACUUGUAAGAUGUUAGGUUUUUUAAGAAAUGUGCAAUUUGACAGACGGGACGGUACGGGAUGCAACAAAGCGUCAAGUGUAGUGGCAAUGUGUGAAAAUAAUUUUAAGGUCUUAUAUCUUUGAUGUUAAAUUGCGCAAAGAGUUUUAUUUUUAAUUUAAAUCACGGGGAAUAACUUCAUUGAAAACGUUAUGGGUAUAAUGUUUACUGUUUUUUGAUCUUAUUAUUAGACCCUGACAUUUUGUUAAAAGAUGCCACGGAUACUGCCUCUUGCGAGGAAUUUACAAAUCCUUAAAGAGUAAUUUUUGUCAUAAAAAGUGCUUCCCAUCCGUUAAGAUUUGGCAUUAAAACUGUAGUUAUCCUCUCUAAUAGUUGAAAGGAGCUGUAAGUCACUAUAUAAUCCUCCAGGAUUUCGAAAAUGAUGUCUCCAAAGGUUAUGUUCUAAAAACAACAUUGGAAUAAUUUUUUUUUUUUCAUUUAAAACCCAUUUGUGGUAGGAGUUUCCGAGAAAAAAAUCUAGUCUACGAAAAUGAGCUUUUAAAGAAAAUCAUUUUCAAGCUUAAAAUUUGUAAAUUUUAUCUCAUUUUUAUGAAUUUUCGCAUUAUUUUUUUUUUCGUUUUUAUAGUAUAAAUACAUUUUUAUCACAAAUUCAACUCAAUCCAUAUUAAUCUGCACACUUUAAUGUACCAACAUCCACACUUAAUUAAUUUUUUGACACACUAGGUCUCUUUUCUCGGAAAGUGCCAAUUUGUAGACUUGCAACUCGUUUUGUCAUUUAAAAAUGAACAAUACUUUUUAGUUUUGCUGCUUUUAUGAUGUCCACUUCAAGAAACCAAACCUUUUUAUCUACUUUGCUAUUCUUCUUAGUUAAUAAUGUUUAAUUCAUUUCAGUUGAAUGUCUCUAAACAUUUGAUGAAUUUUUGUAUUAUAUUGUGUCUUAAAAAAAGGUAUCACAAGAAAACUACAGAAACCCUUUGCAAACUCUUACAAUUUCUAUAAAUUUCUACAUCUCUGGAACUAAAUGCAAAAGCUUUAUACAUCAAAUCUUCUUUUAGUUCCAAGGUUCUGCAUUAACACUUGUGCAUACAAUUUUGAACUUUAACUUUAUACUUGUAACAUAUUUUUCAAUGAAGUAACUCUACAUUUUUUUGUUUUAAUCAAUACGCACAAGAAAGUCUUACUUUAUUACCGUUAGACUUCGUAUUUUAUUUAACUGCAGAAUCUACUUACUUCGUUUACUCAUAUCUUCUGCUUAAAUAUAUUUACAUUUUGCUGACUGCCGAUUUAUAGAAAGAGACUUACAUUAAAUUUCGUUUUAAUUAAACAAAAAAAAAUAAUAGUUUUUAACUUUUUUCUUACGACAUUCUUAAAUAGUUAUUAUAAAAAAGCUUGUAUAUUUAUGCUUUUGCAUGAUUAAAAAUUGUAUGACUUUUGUAUAGACUUUGAACAAAAAAAAAACACAUAAAUAAAUAAAUAUGUAUUAUUUAAUCAAAAUAGCCGACAUGUUCCAAACGUGUUAGAAAUCUUUAAAUAAAAAACAAAACUUUAAAUAAAAAUUAACAAAAAAAAGGUGUUACUAUUAUUCUAUUUUAAUUAUUUCUUUUUUUUCUAUAAGACAAAGUGAUUAAAUGAUAGAAGCAAUCGGAAAGCAAAUAUUGAUUUAGAGCUAGUCGGAGUUUCUAAUUAAGAUUUAAAAUUAAUAAAAAUAAAAAUAAAAAGAAAAACGUCUGUGUUGUGAACAUAAUAACACCUAUAAACAUUUAAAAAUUGUUGUUUAUUUUACUGCAAGUUUUAGUUUUUACCAAAAUAUUGCAGGUCAAAGCACAUUUUUUAAUAAUAAAAUUGAAGAAAAGAAACAAAAGAAAACGAAUGCAACGAGUUAUAUAAUUUAGAUAAACAAACAAAAAAUGGAGACAAAUUAAAAAUUUUAAUCACAAAUCGAUUGUGAGGAAAUCAUUUUUAAAUGUAUGCAUUUAUUUACAAUUAUUUCUAAAUUAAAAAAAAUAAAAACAUUCAUUAUAUUAAGUAGAUUUAAUAAAAACAAAAAAGAAAUAUUUAAGUUUUAAAAAUAAAUAAAAUUAAAUUAAAACAAAACACAUGAAGUAUUCUAUUAUAAGAAUUAUUUAAGCUAAUUAGUUGACAUCCAACAAUCAUCAUUACAUUCAACAACAACAACAAAAAAACAAUAAAAAGAACCAGUUUCAAAUAAAAUAAACAUAAACAAAAAAAAAAAAUUCACUAAACAAACAAUAUAUUAACGCAAACAAUCAGUGUAACAACAAAAACAACAAUUGUAACGACUUUUUUUUUCUAAAUAGUAACAUUAUUCCAAUUCAAAUCAAUCUGCAACCAAAAAUUAACAGAAUACCUACAGAGAUUUUUUGAAAGUAGAAUUUUCGUAAAUAAAAAAAAAGAAAAACAAGAAAUUAAAUUUUUAAUAAUGUAUUUAUAAUAUAGAAACAAAAUAAAUCAAAUUCAAUUUGAAUAAAAAAAAAUUAAAAA